Molecule: messenger RNA, 595 nt
Organism: Vigna umbellata (rice bean)
Lineage: Eukaryota; Viridiplantae; Streptophyta; Magnoliopsida; Fabales; Fabaceae
Cellular component (GO): chloroplast thylakoid membrane
Source: RefSeq, a predicted model, not a curated record
UUUCUCCGAUCUUCUUUCUGCCACCGACAUGACUUCCAUCACUCCGCUUAACACCAUGCUUCCCAACGUUGCGCCCAAACUCUCCGCAUGUGUCGCUGUUUCCAACCCUAGGGUGUCGUUUGCUGCCCCACCUGUGUUACCCUGCACCUCCAUUCAGAGGAACAAGACUAGAUCUUCCAGGGUUGUUGUUUCGGCUGUCGGAGACGUUUCUGCUGAUAGCACCGUUUACCUUGUUGCCGGCGCGGUUGCAGUCGCACUCGUUGGAACCGCAUUCCCCAUCUUCUUCUCUCGCAAAGACACAUGUCCUGAAUGUGAUGGAGCAGGGUUUGUUCGAAAGGCUGACGUGAGAUUGAGAGCAAAUGCAGCACGAAAGGAUCAAACUCAAAUCGUUUGUGCUCGUUGCAAUGGAUUGGGCAAACUUAAUCAAAUUGACAAAUAGACAUAACAAAAUCACUUAUUUUCCCCUUUCUUUGUUUUUGUAACUGUUUAAGUAUAAUUAUCCCCUCCUUCAUUUUUCUCUUCCUGUGAGAUGAACAACUUUAUAGUAUGUCAUGAUAGGAGAGAAAAUCAGAAAUUUGCUUGUUUGCAUUUAUCA